This is a messenger RNA of Branchiostoma belcheri (Belcher's lancelet), 1440 nucleotides long. Its product is annotated as vascular endothelial growth factor C-like. The coding region runs from base 266 to 1330 and encodes 354 amino acids. Gene Ontology annotation, biological process: positive regulation of protein autophosphorylation; positive regulation of cell population proliferation. The transcript is spliced from 9 exons. Gene Ontology annotation, molecular function: growth factor activity; growth factor receptor binding. NCBI's taxonomy places the organism in Eukaryota, Metazoa, Chordata, Leptocardii, Amphioxiformes, Branchiostomatidae. Gene Ontology annotation, cellular component: membrane. The record is from RefSeq and is a predicted model, not a curated record.
UGAAAUGUGCCCAUCUCACCUCGAAAUGGGCAUUGCCCCACUCGUUUCCGCUUUACAUGACAGAUAGCUUCGAAUACUUUUUUCGGAUAGUUUAAACAAAUCUUGCUCGUUUUGGUCGAUUUUUAAUUCCCAUGAUGCGUUUUAUCCCGAAUCCUUCGGUGAAAAGUAAAUCGAUAUGUUCAGCCGACAUCCUUCAGCAAAGACGGCCUUUUCCGAAACCAUAUUGUGUUGGGCGGGGAGGGCUAAGGUAUGACAGUGGAUAAAGAUGGCAUUGCAGUCCGAACUACGUUUGAUACUACUUCUGCUGACUUGCACGGCGAUUCAAGGAGAGAUCCCUUUCCAAGUCCUGAACAAGCUACUAGAUGUGAAGAACCCUGCUGACUUAUUCCAUCUCUUCAACGUUAGCACAGACAGCAUUGGCCCAGAAAUGUCUGGUCCUUCUACAGACUUCAUCCCAGACUCUGUCCUUCGCGACGACUCCUUCCCAACGAUCGCAGCAAAAGACAAGCCGAUUCGAGGUCGACUUGGAGGCCUCGGAGGGGACCAGGGGAUUGUCCUCCUAGAUGACAGCGCUUUGGGCAGAAAUCCUUUUCUUUCUGAGAAGGUGACAGUAAGCAGGCAAGGUGCAGAUGUCGUGACAAGUCUCUUGUCAGAAAUUGACUUCUGCUCUCCGCGUGGAAUGGAAGUCAAGGUUCCGAACGAGCGCCCCAGCACGAUUGUCGUUCCCAGCUGCGUCAACCUGCAGAGAUGCGGCGGAUGUUGCCAUGCCGACAUAUUCCAGUGCGAACCUCUCGAAAUCAAGAAUACCACCAUUACAGUGAUGAAACUGGGAUUGGCAGAAGGAGGCGAUCUUGUACUGGAGGCCAUUGAAGGGAUUGAGAUGGAAGAACAUGCGAGCUGUCAGUGUGGAUGUAAGGUUAAACCCCACCACUGUAACCCUACCAUACACAAGUAUGAAGAUUGUGCCUGUUCCUGUCUGUCGCCCAGGCGAGAUUGUGAGGAAGGCAAGGUGUGGGAUGAGAAGGAAUGUCAGUGUGUGUGCCGGUCAGGAGAAACUAACUGUCGUAAGAGGUACUACUGGAGCCCAGACAGGUGUGAAUGUCUCUGUGCUGACAGACCCUGUCCUACUGGAAGAACUUUGGAUUUCAACACAUGCAAGUGCAAGAGGAACACCAGUCGAAGGCUGCAGGACAGCAGAACACCAUGUAAACGCAGGUGUCCACCAGGUGCUCUCUUGAAUCGUCGCCAUUGUACCUGUUCACAAGGACAAGGUCGGGGAAGAAUGCUGUCCCCUUUCCUGCCAUUUGAUUAUGGUAGUGGGGACAACUAAAGGCGCUUUUAGUUCCUUGGGGGACAAUGAGGAUUUUGAAGAAAAGCACUUGUACAUCAUAUGUACAGUAAUUGUACAUGUAACAUCUGUGUCCAUAAUAUCACCAGGGU